Molecule: messenger RNA, 6141 nt
Organism: Argiope bruennichi
Lineage: Eukaryota; Metazoa; Arthropoda; Arachnida; Araneae; Araneidae
Product: NFX1-type zinc finger-containing protein 1-like
Exons: 3
Coding region: 163-5973 (1936 amino acids)
Biological process (GO): regulatory ncRNA-mediated heterochromatin formation
Cellular component (GO): nucleus; nuclear RNA-directed RNA polymerase complex
Molecular function (GO): helicase activity; zinc ion binding
Source: RefSeq, a predicted model, not a curated record
AGGCAGGGUGAUCGGUGAUAUUCCCUUUGUCAGUUCGGCUACAUUUUGGAAAAUUUACUGACUCCUUUAGUCAUCUGUACGCUCCACAUUUUAUAAUUGUGACAAAUUAUUUUUAUCCUUUCAAAGAAAGAAGAACUGCUCUAAUGUACACCUUGCUAAAGUAUGGAUGAAGAUAAAAAUAGAACUCCAAAUGCUGUUUCCCGUCAUUUGCCUGUUGCUGAUGCUGAAUUUAGACCAGGAGAUUCAAAUUGUAACAAGAAACGAGCGUAUUUUACAAAAAGAAAUCACGUUCUCUUAAAUCAUAAAGCAGGAGUGAAAACAAAUAUUCCGAAUUGCAGCGCAGGUAGCAAACUUAUCAGAAGGCAAAGUAAAUCCGAAUGUAGAAGUGCAAAUGAUAACCAUUUACCAAGACGAUAUCCUCAAAAUUCACAGUAUUCUGUCCAUUUGAAAGGUCUGUUAAAUGAUGACAAUACUUUCUCAAGUAAGAAUGUGAAAGUUCCUGACAAUGAAUAUAGUUUUAAGAGCAAUGAACACAAUGGGGCAAUACCGAAGCAAACAGUUACAUGCAUGUCUCUUAGCAGUCUACAGAACUUAAUAGAAAAAAGUGCUGAUGACAUCUUACAUGCUAUCCUUAAUAAAGAAAGCGGAUUCAUUCAGGUACUUGAAGAAAGUUUUAAUAAAGACUGCAUUGCUUGCGUUUUGUUAGCUUUGGGAAAAGCUGUUUCUUCUGACAAAAACAAAGAUGUCUCUGUUAUGUUGAAUAUGAUAUCAGGUAGUAAUAGUUUGUUCUUAGUCAACGUACAACAGUACCUGGUGACUUUUCAAACUUAUGCACCUGACGGUUUUCAUUUGAAUGCAGUGGUUGGUUUCAUAAAAUUCUUAUUGAAGUUUCAGAUUUGCCUGCCCUCUAAUGCCUGCGAUGUUUCAAUUAUGUUGUUGCCACUUUUAAAAGAAACAUGUGAAAAUCAUUUACGGCAGAAUAAAGAAAUGUAUUCUGUAUGUGUAGAAAUGCUUCAAGAACUAGAAGAAAUAAAUUCGUCUAUUCUCAAUAAAUAUACUUUAAAUCAGAUUAAAGAAACAUCUCGCAACGAAAGGUUGCAAUUGUUGGAUCCCCCAGAAGAUUAUCGUUCGAUCCCCGUUUUGCCAGAUGAAGUCGACAUGCAAAUGCCUUAUGUAUUUCUACGUCCCAGUGUAAUCAAGGGCCACUAUCAAAAUACCGAACAUUAUCUUGAUGUCCAAUACCGGUUGUUGAGAGAGGAUUAUGUUAGGCCUCUGAGGGAAGGUAUAGCAGAGUAUUUGACAUUGAAAGAUCGGAACAAAUCUUUAAAACAAAUAAAAGAUAUUAAAGUCUAUCCCAAUGUUCAAAUAAUAAAACAAGAAUUUGUGAAUGGCGAAUUGCUUCAUAUGAUUUAUAUCGACGACCAAAAAUUCGCCAAAAUAAAGUGGGAAUUCAGCAAACGUCUAUUAUCCAAAUCUUUGCUUUGUUUGUCAUCUGAUAAUUUUCAAACUAUGCUUUUUGCCACAGUUGCUAAAAGAGACCCGGAAGAAUUGGUUAAAGGAUUGUUAUUUUUGCGUUUUGAAGAUCUCACAGACGAAGUCCUUAAUCUGGAUCCAUCAACAAAUUUCGUUGUGAUUGAAACUAGUGCCUUUUUUGAAGCUUACAGGUAUAAUCUAGAUGCAUUACUUGAACUGAAAGAUGACACCUUGCCCAUGAAGCGUUAUAUAGUGGACACACAGAAGACUGUACUUAAACCACAAUAUUUAGAUGAUAAUGUAACUUACGACAUGAGAUCUGUAUGUUUACCAUUAAGCGAAAGUUGCUUGAAAAUACCAUUAAGAGAAAGACGCAACAUUGUGGAAGAGGCUUAUUAUGGAUAUGGUGGUCACAGUGAAGAUGAUUAUAAAAGUUCUAGUAGUGAUGAAGAUGAUUAUUAUAAAAGAUACAUUAGUGAUGAAAGUGAUGAUUAUAGUGAAGAGGAUGUAGUAGAAGACAGUUAUGACGACCUAUAUCCACAAGGUAUUUCGGAACAUCUUAAAAAUGUAACUGUUCUUAGUAGCAGUUUCUGGCCAACUUGUGAAGAUUUAAACUUGGAUCCUUCUCAGUAUGCCGCUUUAAAAGCUGCUCUUACUAAAGAAUUUACAAUUAUUCAAGGUCCACCAGGAACCGGUAAAACAUAUGUGGGUCUCAGAAUAGCACAGUUGUUAUUACAUAAUGUUGAUAAAUGGCAGUGUAGAAGAAAUCCUUCUCCAAUAUUGGUGGUAUGUUACACUAAUCAUGCUCUGGACCAGUUUCUGGAAGGGAUACUAAAUUUCACUAAGGAGAUUGUUAGAGUUGGAGGAAGAGGGACAAAUGAAGCUAUUUCUCGUUUCCAGAUAAAUAAUCUUAAAAGAAAUAUGAGACAAGAUCUAGAAUUUUUAUUUGAUAGAUCAAGAGGUAUAAUGAGUGAAUUAGACUUGUUGAAGGAAUCUGUGGAUGAAAUCAAAGAAUCUAUUGAGAAUUCGUUUAUAUCAAUUUUGAGUGAAGAAGUCUUAAAAAACUGCAUGACUUCUGCUCAUUAUCAUUCCUUAAAAAGUAAAAUGCGAUCGUCAGGCAAUAUCCUUAUUUACCAGUGGUUAUUGGGAAUUCAAGUUCAAGAAAGUAGGACCAUGCGUUAUGCUGCUUUUAGAUGGAAUUCGUUGAAUACACAUUCAUUUCUGCCCGAUGAGGAACAGAAUUCUGCUGAAACUAAUGCAGAUUCUGAAGGGGAAGCUGAUAUAGAGCACAUUGAAGCUCAAAGAGAUAUAAACCCUGAUGAAUUCGCUGGAGCCUCGUAUGAUAUUCCUCUAUACAAGGAUAAGAUGGAAUCGAUUAUAAUGCUAGAAGAUGGCUGGCAAUUCGUUGGAGGUAAACAAGGAUUAAAAGACUAUAUCCAUGCUUGUUUAACGUGUACCACCGCUAUGUCUGUAAAGAUGGCAAAACAAAUUAAAGAUGUCUGGACACUUACUUGCGAGCUAAAAUGGAGCCUGUACAAGUUUUGGCUUGAAGGCUAUAUACGUAAAAAGAAAGAACGAAUCACGGAAUUGCACCAAGAGAUAAGAGAAAAAUAUAGCGAACUUCAAGAAGUGCGAACUCAAGAAGAUAUACAUGUUUGCAAACAAGCACUUGUUGUUGGAAUGACCACUACUGGAGCUGCCAAAUACAGACGUAUAGUUCAGCAUCUUAAUCCAAGAAUCGUGAUUGUAGAGGAAGCUGCGGAAAUAUUAGAAAGUCACAUUGUUACUUCUCUUGCACCUGAUACUCAACAUCUCAUUUUGAUUGGAGACCAUCAGCAAUUGAGACCGAGUCCAACGGUUCACUUAUUAGCCACAAAAUAUGGAAUGAAUAUUUCUUUAUUUGAAAGAAUGGUAGAGAAUGGAUUGGAUUGUCACAGAUUGGAAAUUCAGCAUAGAAUGAGACCCGAGAUAGCAUCUUUACUUGUUCCUCAUAUAUACGCCAAACUACAGAAUCAUGAAAGUGUCAAGACAUUCGAAAAUAUAAAGGGCGUUUCUAAGAAUGUAUUUUUUGUAAAUCAUUCAUAUCACGAAAGGCAAGAAAAUGAUUCUAAAAGCAAAGUUAAUGUCCAUGAGGCAAAUUUUAUGUUAAAAUUUUGUAAAUAUCUUAUUAAUCAAGGUUAUAAACCUUCCCAAAUUACUGUUUUAACAACAUACUCCGGACAACUUUUUGAAUUUAAAAGAAGCCCUCUAAAGAGCGCUCUCCAAGGAAUAAAAUUCACUGUAGUUGAUAAUUACCAAGGAGAAGAAAAUGAUAUAAUCUUGAUUUCCUUUGUAAGAAGUAACGAAGAAGGGCAAAUUGGGUUUCUUAAAAUAUCUAAUCGUGUAUGUGUAGCUCUGUCUAGGGCAAAAAAAGGGCUUUAUUGCAUUGGAAAUUUCGAUUUGUUGGCCGAGAAAAGCAAUCUCUGGAAAAAUAUUAUUGAAACGUUAAAGGACAAUAACGCAAUAGGACCAUCACUUCUUCUGUUUUGCCAGAAUCAUCCAACCAUCAGCAAAGCUGUAACUGAUGUAACAGAUUUCGAUUUCGUACCUGAAGGUGGCUGUACUCAGCAAUGUGAAUUUCGUCUUUCAUGUGGCCAUUUGUGUUCUUUGAAAUGUCAUCCAUAUGAUCCUCGGCACGAAGAUAUUCAGUGUCCAAAACCUUGUACCGAGAAGUGUAUUGAAGGUCAUUUAUGUGCAAUGAAAUGUUAUGAAGAUUGCCCACCUUGUCCCGUUAUUGUGUCUGAUACGAUUCCAAUAUGUGGGCAUACUAUUCAAGUGGCUUGUCACCUUAAAGGAGAAACUCCUUGCACGGAUCCUUGUGAGAAAUUAUUGCCUUGUGGUCAUAAAUGCCAUAGAAAAUGUGGCGAAUCAUGUACCUUAAAAUGUUUUGUCAAAAUUCCGAUUCAGUCUUCUGUAUGUGGCCAUGAAGUAAAUAUAGAAUGCUCUAGAUCAAAAGAUACUGAAGUUAUAAUGGUAAGGUGCAAAGAACCUUGCAAUGCAGAAUUGCCUUGUGGUCAUAAAUGCUCUGGUACUUGUGGCUUCUGUUAUCAGGGUCGAUUGCACGCGAAUUGCCUAGAACCUUGCAAUCGUAGGUUGGUUUGUGGGCAUGAAUGUAAAUUACUUUGCUACAGAAAUUGUAUACCGUGUGAGCAACCUUGUGAGAAUUAUUGCAUGCAUAAAAAAUGUACUAAAAAGUGUGGUGAACCGUGUGAAAAAUGUACGGAACCAUGUGAAUGGGCCUGUCCUCAUAAAAAAUGCACCCGCCUUUGUGGUGAACUUUGUGAUCGUUCUGUGUGCAACGAACCUUGUCCGAAAGUAUUGAAGUGUGAGCAUCCGUGUAUUGGUGUUUGUGGCGAGCUUUGUCCUGCAGAAUGUCGUAUAUGUGAUAGUGAAAAACUGGCUGAAGUGUGUUCUGCUGGCGAAAUUGAAACUGAUGUCAAGUUUGUGUGUUUGGAAGACUGUCGGCAUAUUUUUGAAUUAAAUUGGUUUAAUAUGUGGAUCAGUCAAGAAAAUGGAAGUAAAAAUGAGAUUCGAUUUAAAAGUUGUCCUAAAUGCAAUACUGUUAUUCGGAAACCCUUAUAUCUUGAAAAAAAUGUCAAUUCUUGGUUUAAUAAUAUCGAACAGAUUAAGAAAUCUGUUUCUAGAAAUAAAGAUUAUACUAAUCUUUUGAAAGGUAUUCUACGACAACGUAUUGAAAAGAAACGAUUUUCUUUCUGUAAAAAUUCGUAUUCAUCGGAUGCAUUCUAUGCAUGCUGGAUGAAAUUGGAGGAAUCCAUAAAAUCUGAAAAAGGGUUGGAUAUUCAAAAUCUGAAUUCUAUGGAAAACAUGAUUAACAUAAUGGAAAUUUCAGGUAGUUUGAGAAUAUAUAAAAAUCCAAGAGAUCAUCUGAAAUUAACCGAGAAAUUAAAAGAAUACAUAAAUAUGAAUGUGAAAUGGCUGGAGACCUUCAUCAUCAAAAGGCAUUUAGGAGCUUCCGAACAGCAGUUAAAAGAUCUAUUAUGGGAAGUUCAUCGUCUGAAAUUAAUAAAUAAACUCGAUGAAUUGAUGUUGGAAAUUAAAUCAAAAGACAUAUAUAUGAAUAAAUUAAUGGAUCUUGUACUAACUAAUUCCCCAUUUCGUGAAGCAGAGUUAGCUAAAUUUAUUUCCGUACUACACAACUUGUUUGAAUAUUACCCCAGCAAAUUGAUAAGCAUUUCAGAACUUGAAAAACAACCAGUUUUAGCGAUUAUGAGUUUCUCGGUUGGGCACUGGUUUUUGUGUGAAAAAGAACAUGCUUAUUCUGUGGUUAAAUGCAGAGAUCUAUUUGCAGAAAGUAAUUGCCAUGAAUGUGACAAGAAGAUUGUUUAUGUAAAGCCUUUACUUCCUAAACAUUACCAACCUCAAUACCGGCCAGCACAGCACAGAGGGCGUAGGCGUGGGCGUGGGCGUGGAUCAAGAGCCAGAAGGCCUUACAGAUUUUAACUUGUACCUAUCCUUAUUGUCAGCAACUAACUUUAUAUUUUAAAAGAAGCUUUGUAGAUUUUCUUUGCGUUUUCAAGUUAUUAUAACUUAGCCUGUGAUCUUUUGAAUCUCAUAUAAUUGGAGUGUGAAACAUGUAAAUUUUAUCACGUAAAUAAACUUUUAAAAUUA